This is a messenger RNA of Ambispora leptoticha, 635 nucleotides long. Lineage: Eukaryota; Fungi; Glomeromycota; Glomeromycetes; Archaeosporales; Ambisporaceae. The record is from the annotation of a GenBank genome assembly.
AUGUAUUUCUGUGACCAAACACAAACUAAAACAGUCAAACUGUUAAAAAAGACAACGAAUCUUUCAUCUAGGCUGUUAAAAAAUUCAGCAACUAUACGGCUAACACUUCUAAGGGUGUAUUUUAUCGUAACACUUUUUGUAUUGAACCAAUUUAUUGUGGAUGAAAUUGUGUCAUUUAAACUAGAUAUCCCCAGUUAUGAUGAAAUAAAAGACAAAAUAAAUGUUGUGAUCGAUGAAAUAAAAGAAAAAGCAUCCGAUGUAUCAAAUAAACUACCUAGUCAGGAUGAAGUCAAGCAAACAUUCAACGAAAUAAAAGAGAAUUUUCAUUCGUCGGAAAUAAAAGACAAAAUAAAUGUUGUGUUUGACGAAAUAAAAGAAAAAGCAUCCGAAGUAUCAAAUAAACUGCCUAGUCAAGAUGAAGUCAAGCAAAAAUUCAACGAAAAAUUCAAUGAAAUGGAAGAGAAUUUCCAUUCGUCGGAAAUAAAAGACAAAAUAAAUGUGGUGUUCGAUGAAAUAAAAGAAAAAGCAUCCGACGUAUCAAAUAAACUGCCUAGUCAAGAUGAAGUCAAGCAAAGAUUCAACGAAAUAAAAGAGAAUUUCCAUUCGUCGGAAAUAAAAGACAAAAUAAAUGUGGU